GCGAAGAGGCCAGAGGGGAGGCAAAUAGAGCACGCAACUCCAUGGCGAUGGAGGAGCGGGUGUUAAUGGAUCUGGCGCGGAUGGUGCCGGCGACCCUCCUGCUCAUCGGCACCUCGGAAAAGGUCAUCACGAGCAUCAAGAGCGCCCGCGAGCUGCUCGCCGGGGACAAGUGGGGAUUCGACGACUCCGACGACCCCGCGUCUCCGCCUUCGAAUACCGCCCGAGGCGGAGACCGCGGCGCCAGCGACCCCGUAGAGGCCACCGGAGGCGGCGAUCACAGCGUCGGCGUCCACGAGGAGACCACCGGAGGCGGCGAUCCCAGCGUCCGCGGCGUACCCUUGAAGACCACUUGCGGUAGCCCGGCCAGGCUCCGCUGCGGGAUCUCCGUGAACAACGGUGGCGGGGAUGGCGCCGUCGAUGGCACGUCCUCCGGCUUCGACAAGUGGGCCGACGCCGCCGACAUCCUGGCCAGCGCGCUGGCCCCCGAGGGUGAUCUCCCCGUCGCCUACCGCGAGAUCACGCGUCUCGUCGCGCUUCACGCCGAGGCCGGGCACGUCUUCGUCGUCUGCGCCGCGCGCCUCGGCCUCCAACAGGUCGACGACGAAGAAGACGCGCCUAUCGGCUUGUUCCAACCCGACCACGGCGCGCCGUGGAAGCGGUGGAUGGACCUCCGGGAGGCCGCCGUCCGCCACGCCCACGACGCGCUGCUCCGGUUGAGCUCCGCCGCGUCGGCGGCCGCCGCGGCCGAGGACUUCCUACGGUGGCGCUCUAACGGCAUCGAGUCCCCGCGCUGGGAAGGGUGGCGGUCGGCGGCGAGGCAGCUCGUGCAGGACGCCAGAGGCAGCCUCGGCGAGGCCAAGGACGCGGUGAGGCUGAUGCGCGACGCCGUGCUGUGUGAGUUCUUCGAGACCUGGACGAUUCUGAGACGCGCGUAACUGCAGGCUGCCUCUCUGAUGGCUUCCUGCUUUGUGUGGGCUCCCAGCUUACCCAAACUUUGCUUAAUUUGUUGGAGCUGGGGGAUUUCAGAUUCGAUUUUUGUGUGUGAAUAUGAACAUGCGAUUUAUUUGAUCAGCCAUGGUGAAAAUGGAGUGAUCAAAAUUUGUCA
Molecule: messenger RNA, 1105 nt
Organism: Panicum virgatum (switchgrass)
Lineage: Eukaryota; Viridiplantae; Streptophyta; Magnoliopsida; Poales; Poaceae
Exons: 1
Coding region: 42-935 (297 amino acids)
Source: RefSeq, a predicted model, not a curated record